This is a messenger RNA of Anolis carolinensis (green anole), 9698 nucleotides long. It is a transcript of the gene pitpnm2, whose product is annotated as phosphatidylinositol transfer protein membrane associated 2. Gene Ontology annotation, cellular component: cytoplasm. The record is from RefSeq and is a predicted model, not a curated record. Lineage: Eukaryota; Metazoa; Chordata; Lepidosauria; Squamata; Anolidae. The transcript has 28 exons. Gene Ontology annotation, molecular function: metal ion binding; phosphatidylinositol binding; phosphatidylcholine binding. Bases 528 to 4748 code for a protein of 1406 amino acids. Gene Ontology annotation, biological process: phospholipid transport.
CCAAGGAGCCGCCGAAGCAAGCGCGCGGAGGAGGAGGAGGAGGAAGAGGAGGAAGGCGCGGAGGAACCCGGCGAGGCUUCCCUUGGGCGGAGGGCCCUCCUGGCCUUGGCUGCGCCUCCAUGGCGGGCAGGGGAGCCCCGCCGGGAGUGGGCCGCCCUCGGAGGCUCCAGGCUCGCGCGGAGAGGAGCCAGGCGGGCUAGAAGGCGGAGGACACUGAUGUUCAGGGACCAGUGCUGACAUCCUUCAUCGAUGCUGCUGCUGUUGCUGCCUUGAUUCUCCCCCCAAAUCACAGAAGUAUCCAAUGUUUUUCUUAUGUCCCCAAGGAACCUGCAAGUAGUUUUCCAGACCUUAGGUGGAUAGCUAUAUGGUUGGAGGCAUACCCUUGGAUUUCCCUGGAUAGAGACUUUAAUUCUUAGUCUAAGGCGAAAACAUGCUUGGGGCGCCAGGGGGCUGUUCCUUAAGCAGCCUCCAUUAAACACCUUGGACUUGUGUUACCGACCAGACCAAAGGGCCGCUUCGAUUUCAAGAUGCUUAUAAAGGAGUAUCGGAUUCCUCUUCCCAUGAGUGUGGAGGAGUAUAGGAUUGCCCAGCUGUACAUGAUACAGAAAAAGAGCCGGGAAGAGACAUGUGGAGAAGGCAGCGGUGUGGAGAUUUUGGAGAACAGGCCAUACACCGACGGUCCUGGUGGCAAUGGGCAGUAUACCCAUAAAGUAUACCAUAUUGGUAUGCACAUUCCCAGUUGGUUUCGGUCUAUACUGCCAAAGGCAGCGUUGCGAGUUGAAGAGGAGUCGUGGAACGCCUAUCCUUAUACAAGGACAAGGUACACAUGCCCGUUUGUGGAAAAAUUCUCUAUUGAUAUUGAAACCUAUUAUAUAGCUGACUCAGGAGAGCAAGCCAAUGUGUUCAACCUUUCCCCUGCAGAGAAAAGGCAGACCAUUCUUGAUCCCAUCGAUAUUGUCAAAGAUGCUAUCCCUCCACAUGAAUACAAGUCGGAAGAGGAUCCCAAGCUGUAUAAAUCUGUUAAGACUACAAGGGGGCCUCUGUCCGAAGAAUGGAUUAAAGAGCACAAGAACAACUCUGGAAGAUCCCCUAUCAUGUGUGCCUACAAGUUGUGCAAAGUGGAGUUCAGAUACUGGGGGAUGCAGUCCAAAAUUGAGCGUUUCAUUCAUGAUGUCGGCUUGCGGAAGGUGAUGGUGCGAGCUCACCGGCAAGCCUGGUGUUGGCAGGAUGAGUGGUACGGACUCACCAUCGAAGACAUCCGGCAACUGGAGAAGGAGGCCCAAUUGAUGCUGGCUCAGAAGAUGGCCCAGUACAGCUUUAAUGAGAACGAGCCGGAGCAGCACCUUCCCAAAGAUUCUCUGGAAGAGAACAAUCUCGAAUCAAAGGCCAUAUCUCCAUCCACCGAAGCAGUGGAUGAUGCUAGCAAUAUGGGCGAAGCCAUGUCGGGGCGAGUGUUAACCAAGCAGUGGUCAACGUCUUCCAAGUCCUCUUCAAAAAGAGGAGCAAGCCCCUCACGCCAUAGCCUCUCGGAGUGGAGGAUGCAGAGCAUCGCACGGGAUUCAGAUGAGAGCUCAGACGAUGAGUUCUUUGAUGCACAUGAGGACCUGUCUGAGAGUGAAGAAGCAUUCCCAAAAGAAAUCACCAAAUGGAGUUCAAACGAUCUCAUGGAUAAGAUUGAAACCCCGGAAUCUGAAGAUGCACCAGAUGAUUCGUGUCUUGAGCGAGCAGCAGACUACAGUGUGAGAUCCAAUGCGGAAAGACUCGGCGUAACUGAGGAUGAGGUUGCUCGUCCAUUGGUGCAGCCUAGCCAAAUCCAUGUCCUGCUUUUGGUUCUGCAUGGAGGCAACAUCCUGGAUACGGGAAGCGGUGACCAGAGCUCAAAGCAAGGGGACGUCAACACCAUUGCCACUGCAUUCGAUACUGUCAUUCGGGUCCAUUACCCAGCGGCUCUUGGGCGUAUUGCCAUCAAGCUCGUUCCUUGUCCAGCCAUUUGCUCAGAAGCAUUCUCACUGGUGUCCAACCUCAGUCCUUACAGUUAUGACGAGGGUUGCCUUUCCAAUAGCCAGGAUCACAUCCCUCUAGCCGCCUUGCCUCUGCUUGCCACGUCAUCGCCACAGUACCAAGAGGCAGUGGCCACCGUGAUCCUGAGGGCCAAUCAAGUGUAUGCUGAGUUCAUUCGAUCCCAGGAAGGCAUGUCAUUCAAUGGCCAGGUGUGUUUGGUUGGGGACUGCGUUGGAGGUAUCCUGGCCUUUGACGCUCUGUGCUUUAGCAGUCAGAACAUGUCGGAGAGUCAGAACAGCAGCCGGCGGGGGAGUGUCAUAAGCGUGCAGGACACUGACCUCUUGUCUCCUGGAAUCGUUGUGAACAACAGCUACUGUUCUGGGGGCUCUGGCCUGGAAGGCAGCCGGCACCUCAGCCGAAGCAACAUCGACAUUCCUCGCAGCAACGGGGAGGACGCCAACAAGCAUUUCCUGCGGAAGAAGAGUGACUCCUCCACCUACGAGGCGGAUACCAUCAGCCAGCACCAGGCCUUUCUUUCCAGUUUACAUUCUAGUGCUCUGAGACACUGUCCGGGAUCGAGGAGAUCGAGUAGCUCCAAUGCACUGGAUGGAGGGAAUGUUGGGAAGUUUGAAUUUGAGAUCACGGAUUUCUUCUUGUUUGGAUCUCCUUUGGGGCUGGUCCUUGCCUUGCGGAAAACGGUCAUCCCAACUCUCAACAUAUUCCAGUUGAGACCUGCUUGCCAGCAAGUUUACAACCUGUUCCACCCUGCAGACCCUUCUGCCUCUCGCUUAGAGCCUCUCUUGGAAAAGAAGUUCCACAUUUUGCCACCCUUUAACAUCCCACGCUACCAGCGGUUCCCACUUGGCGAUGGGCAUUCGGCUCUCCUGGUUGAAACAGUCCAGAGCAACCCUGUCCUCCUCGUAGAAAGCAGCCCCUUGGUUGCUCUUCAGAACCAGGACAGCUUCAUGGAAACCAGUAUCCCGGUUCCCAUCCUGAAUUGGCAAGAUGUUUCCAGUAAAAAUUCUGGAUUUGCGGAGUCGGAUGUUGUUCAGUCUCAUGGUGGCGCCUUCAUGGAGAGCGCAUCCCCUUCUACUCCCAUUUCUGCCCCUCAGUUCAGGGGCUUCCGGAGAGCCAGCGAGGCCAGCAUUGCCAGCCAGGUCUCAGGAAUGGCAGACAGUUACACUGCUACCAACAUAGCCAACAAAAACCAAACUCACCUCCACCAUCCCCGGGGCUUUAGUCUUCUGGCAUUGCUUGCCCUCCCUCAUAAAUCCUCCACCCAACCCUCUCGCAAAAGGCAUAGGGCGCCUAAACCCGACCAGGCCCAGAAUCUCCUAGGAAGAAGGCUUGGGAGAUCCUCCCACUGGGAAAUGGAUUCCAUUCUGCAGAUUCCAGGCCUCGACUUCAGUCAAGUUGCGUCCAAAUGGUGGGGGACAAAAAGGAUUGAUUAUGCUCUCUACUGCCCGGAUGCUCUGACCGCCUUCCCCACCAUCGCUUUACCACACCUUUUCCAUGCGAGCUACUGGGAGUCGACGGACGUGGUUGCCUUCUUGCUCAGACAGGUGAUAAGACACGAAAACCCGAGUAUCUUGGAGCUGGAUGGCAAAGAGGUCUCUGUCUUUACACCUUCCAAACCCAGGGAGAAGUGGCUUCGCAAGAGGACCCAUGUGAAACUAAGGAAUGUCACCGCCAACCACCGAAUAAUCGAUGCUAUUGUUAAUGAGGACGGUCCACAGAUGUUAAAUGCCAGGUUUAUGUACGGCCCGUUGGACAUGGUCACACUCACUGGGGAAAAGGUGGAUAUUCAUAUUAUGAGACAGCCCCCAUCAGGAGAGUGGGUUUACUUUGACACAGAGAUCACCAACAGCAGCGGCAGAAUUUCCUACGUUCUCCCUGAGAAUCGGAGACUGGGAAUCGGCGUGUAUCCUGUCAAAAUGGUGGUGCGGGGCGACCACACGUAUGCCGACAGCUACAUCACUGUUUUGCCCCGAGGGACUGAAUUUGUGGUGUUCAGCAUUGACGGCUCCUUUGCGGCCAGCGUCUCCAUCAUGGGCAGUGACCCCAAAGUCCGAGCUGGAGCGGUGGACGUAGUACGGCACUGGCAAGACCUUGGCUACCUCAUCAUCUACGUCACGGGCCGCCCUGACAUGCAGAAGCAGCGGGUGGUGGCCUGGUUAGCUCAGCACAAUUUCCCCCACGGGAUCGUGUCCUUCUGCGAGGGCUUGGUUCAUGACCCCUUGCGGCACAAGGCCAACUUUCUGAAGUCCCUCAUCACAGAUCUUGAUAUGAAAAUCCACGCAGCCUACGGAUCCACCAAGGACAUCUCAGUCUAUACCUCCAUCAACUUGCCGCCUCCUCAGAUCUUCAUUGUUGGGCGACCAACCAAGAAGUUACAGAACCAUUGCCAGUUCAUUACUGAGGGAUACGCUGCCCACCUGGCCCAGCUGGAGUACACCCAUCGCUCCCGGCCGGCCAAGAACACCACCCGGAUGGCCCUUCGGAAAGGCAGCUUCGGCCUCCCCGGCCAGACGGAAUUCUUGCGCAAGAGGAACCACUUGCUGCGCACCAUCUCAUCUCAGCCCACGGUGGCUGGCGGGAGCACCAGUCACAGGCCGGAGCGAGCACUGAGCCAGUCGGAGAGCGAGCGGGAGCGGGAACGCAGCCAAAGAAGCCUGAGCCUCGCCACAGGAUGCUGGGGCCGGAGCGCAGCCUCCAGACUUGAACCCGGGGCUUUGGGACCAAAAUAGAGCCAUCCAGGAAGGCGGCUGGGGAUGUCCCGUGGCAGGGAAGCAGGAGGAGUGAAACAGCGAGGCCUGCGGUGUGGGAACAACGGGGGAAUAUAUGGUGCUACUCAUUGCCAUCAAGGCAGCAACCACUGCAAGGGGAAGACCAAGCGAUGUUUUGUUUUUCUCACACAGAACCCGCCGGCCUCGGCAAAUGGGGCGCCAGGGUUACAGAGCACUACAGAAAGGAAACGGACACCCAGCAUUUCAGGAGAAGGGACACGAGAGUCGGAAGAGCCUCCGGGCGCAUCUCCUUGCCGCCUCCCUCACCCCUCUCUUUAUCCAGGUCUAGCGAUUGUAAAUAUGUGCCUCCUCCGCUUCUUAGCCAUCCAAGAUGCAGCUUGGGGGGUGGGGGCGGGGACCGUGGUGCCCCAUGGAGCCGGUGGGUGGCUCUGUAGUUUGCUCUGGAACCCCCUUGGAAGGAGGAUGCCGGAUGCUCCCACUUCACGUGUCAUUUGCGGACCCUGGAAAGAAGGACUUCAGAUCGGAAAAGGGAGCUUGGAGCUGCCCUCUACCCAACGAAUGGAGCAAAGUCAUAAUAUGGCCGAUCAUUAGCCACGGGUUACUUUCAGGCUGUCACUCUGAUCGUCAGAUUGACAGUCUGUUGAGGCUAACUACCAUUGUCCUUUUCCAAAAACCACAUAGCAAAUAUUUUUAAGAGAAAGGAAAAAAUGACAGGAGGAUUUUGGUGGCUGGUAGAUUGCACUGAUUUUCAAAAAGAGAUGUCACUUGAGCUGCCAAGGAACUCUGCCCAUCAGUAGAUGGAGAGGGGGGGUGAAGAUUUGGAUAAUUUUGCAGACAUUACUAACCAACACAAGCCUUUUUUUGGAUAUACCUACAGUCUCGUUUCAAGCAUCAGGAGGGAAAUCUAAUAGAAACAUUACUCAGCCUAAAAAAAGGAAAAGAAAAAGCUCAGUCCAAAUCCUUUCCCCCCUCUUCUCUGCCCAGUUCUUUUCUGCCUCUCCUCCCACAAGAUAGGAGUCAUUCCUUCUUUCCAACUUUUUGGUAGCAGCUUUUGACAGGAUGUAAAUGUGCUUUCUUUUUUAACUGUAGUUAAUGCAACUGUAAAACCUCAUUGUUUUUAUUUGUUUUGCACUGAAAACUUUUUAGAAUGCCUAAUAUUUUGAUGAAGCUGCACCCUAUUUAUUUCAUGCACGAGAGAUCAGUGUUAUCAAGUGGAGGGCACGUCGACCCAAACACAACGGAAAAGAGAAGUGCACAGGCGAUGGGUGGCCCAAGUGGGGUCAAAGCACAUUUUCAGAAGGAGCAGGAGGAGGAGGAGGAGAUACCUUCGGUAUCUCCAAGGGAUUUUAAGUUUGAAGGAUCUGGUGUAGAGGAAGAAAGGCCUUUGGAAGAAGCAGCUCUGUCGUCUCUUCUCCCUGCUCACUCUAUUCCCAAUGUCAAGGAUGCUCUUGCUUUACAAUGCCCUCCGUUAGCCAUUUUUGAACUGGAGAAACCGCACAAGAGGAUGGGCUUUGAGGGGGAAAGUGCCUCCAAGGAAGGGUCUGGGACAUCUCCUGAAUCCGCCCCCCAUCUGACAUCCAGAACCAGAAUUUCCUUUGGUAGUUAAGGGCCAGUCCUUCCCAAAACACCGUUCUCCUCGGACAAGAGAAGACCUGCUCGCCAAAGGCUGGCACGGCCCCGACUGGCCUUUAGUUCCCGGAGGUUUCUGCGUUGGUUCAGGGUGCCCUCCUUGGUACAGUGUGCCCUCUCCUUGCCCGUUUGUGACCGCCCUCAACUUUAUAAGCUCUUAUACGUCCAGAAGAUUUCCUUUUCCAGACCAAACGUUGCGUUUCCUUCCCUUUUCAUUUUCUUUUCAAUACCAAGACUCGCAGCACUGUGAAUGGGGCCUCUACUGAAUCACAACGGGGCUUUCACAACUCAUCCAGACGUUUGUGGGAAACACACACACAUACACUGGUUGCUACUUCGAUUUCGACACCAAAUACAAUACCGUGGGCUCUGCCUAGAAGAACGUGGUUCUCUAAAGAAGCCAAUGUCCUUUUUUCCCCCACGGAAAGAGCUCUUCUUUUGAAAUGAAGCUCGCAGCAUACGUCAGCAGUUUAGGUAGCCAUACUGCACAGGUCUAAGCCACUAGUCUUGGAUACAGUUGACAAGGAGAAACUAGCAGGUGUUUUUUUUUACUAUUUAAAGCAAAGCUGGCUUCUCUUUCUGCUCACGGAACCUAGUUCUUUGCAAAGGGAGGGGAUCGAGAUUGACUAGUGUAGCUCUUGGCCGUACAGCUCAGUAUCGGUCGUCGGGCCACACGGGUCUGAAUCUUCCUGUUGCAAUUCAUCCUCGCAAAAGAGACAAAGAUGGCGACACAAUCUAGAAAGGUCUUUCACUAAUUCAGCCUAUCCUUUGAACAUUACCAAUGAACCAAAUGUGACUUGUACAUUUUUUUCCAAUUUCGGAUGAAAUUCCAUUUUGUGUAUUUGUGUGUGUGUGCGUGCGUGCAUACGCAUGUGUGUUGUAUCAAGCAAUGGACAACGGGGAAGGGUGGGGAGGAAGUGGGGCUACAGGUAACGAAAGUGCAUUAUUUAAAAAAUCUUUUUAAAAUGUCUCUGGAGGGGGAAAACCCUUUUAGGGCGUACUAUGUCAAAUUUCGGCUUUCUUGCCCUACUUUUUGGUUUCAGGCAUUGCGUACAAAAUCGUAUUUUUAUAGACCUGAAAGGACUGUCAGUGAAUGCUAAGUGCACCUUUCUAACUGCCUCUCAUCCAAUCACAUUGGAAACCAAUAGUUUAUACGAGGGAGAGUUAAUCCCAUGCACAUCCGAACCCAUGGCCAGGCUUUGAUAUCUCCCAGACGUUCUCCAUGUUUGUUUUCUCUGUGGGCAAAAGUCUCCCGCACUUUUCUGUGCCAUUGCGACAGUGCUGGGUGGAGCGGCACAUCAUGAGAGAGAACGGGAGGUAGCACUGGCUUGGUGCAUUUGUACAAGUCCCUCCCAACACUGUCAUGCUGGUCGAUGGAUUUUGUGUAGCAUUCUACUGUGCAUUAUAUUAUCCUGGGCUUUGAAAUGCAAUUUCUUACUUAUUUACAUUCAAACAAUAGCAAUAGGCCGGUUUGAAAGUAGGCUAGCUUGUUUGUGUGUGUGUGUGUUUGUGUGCGUGUGUGUAAUGCAAUUGGAGAGCAGCGCUUCAGUGACAAGUGACGUGGCAUUUGAGGCAAGAAGUGGUUGAGAUUGGAAAGUUUCCCCUUGCUAACGUCGAGAAGCACUUACGCUGUCGUGUGACGUAGCCAUAUUUGUUGUCAAGGGGAAACGGUGUCUAUUGCUAUGAGCUGCAUCCUAGGAAUCUUGGCUCUCAUUGGAAAUCCAGAGCAAAUGCAGUGCCCUCUGGGCUUGAAAAGCCAAGGGGGGCUCUGCAGGGCCAUCAGUGCAGAAAGAUAUGAAAUGAUGUGCUUUGCCUCCUUCUCUCCCAUAGCCAACACUUUAUGCAUUUGUGUGCAAUUUGUGUGAUUUGCCUCAUUGAAGUUACAGUUUUAGCCCACUUUGUAGACCUAUUAGAAUUGUCAUGGGUUUGGGGCUUUCUUGAGUUAACAUUUUCUGAAGACCUCGGGCAUCAACUAACCCUUUGUCUUUGGGUCGGGAUCUUUGCAGAGGAAUGUGGUCUCACGGAAGCUAAACAUUUAUCAGGGUCUCACAUGGGAUGCUGCCCUACUUUAUAUCCCCAUAUGCAGGGCACACCUGUUGGCUUCUUGCUCAUACGUCGCAUAGCCAACUUGGCAAGGCUCUCUCCCUUGUGGCUGCAGGGGAAGAGGGAGCCAAUGCCCACUGAGAAUUAAAGGUCCUGAAAAGCCAAAAUGGAUGGGGAAUUUAGUUAGGUUUCUCUCACUGCUAUCACCCCAAACUAAGCAUUUUUUUGGACAAAGCUCACAAAUUUACAAUCUGAAAAAACAACACGUGUUAAGCACAUAGCUUGUUCUCACGGGAUGGUAUUCUUUCAGCACACUCUUGUUUCUGUUCACUUGGGGAUUCCGCUUCAGUGGGGCUUAUAUCCCCUCAGAAGUGUAUUUGAGGUGGCCACUUUGGUGCUGAACGGGAAUCCCCACAAUGCAAGUAGGAGGAAGUUGAGCUCAGUAGGAUAUGCUCUCCGCAAAGUGUGUCUAGAUGGGCAGUUGGGAUCUAGUCCAGCUCCAGCGCAUGACCUGUGGGCAGAAUUGCUGAAACUGAGGUCAGGACUGAGCCUGGAUGGAAAGCCCUCCCCCCCAAGCUUCCAGGUGGAAGGUGGUAUGGACUCAAUCAAUGAGGCAAGUGUGAUGGGAAAGAGCCUGUCUUUCUGCACAAAAACAACAAGAUUUUCUUAUUUUAGCAUCCUUUGACACACACACACACACACACAAACAUUCAAAGAUCUUUCAUUUUGAAAAAAAAAUGUUUACAAUGUCCUAAACCUAGGUCAAAGAAUGUCAGCUGCUAAAAAGAUUUCAAGUGAAACCGCUGCUUACCCGGAGCGUUUUGUCCCAUGCUCCCGUCACCAGAGCAAUCCCUCUCGUUCAGGUAUCUAUCUCUCCCAUUGCUGCAAUUUCCCGGUUCCGUCCAAAAGCCUUACGUUUUUGUCUCCUUUGGCCCCCAGGCAACUUUCCUCCCUGACUGUUCGAAUGUUUGUCUCCGACAGUGUUCUCUUUUUUGAACAGAGGUGGGAAACAGUGGAGGGGGGAAAGCAGAUGGAAAUAUUCAAGACCAUUCAAUGUAGAAAGGCACAACUGAAAGGCCCAGACUCCCAUCUGGGCCUGUUGUUUCAUCUUUUUGUUACUGUGUUUUGUGUGCAUGUUACCGUCAAUCUCCUGGCUCUUGUACGUGAUAACUCAUCCUUCUCCUUUGCUGUUACUGCCGCCUUGUCUUGCAGCCUGGGUGUGCUUUGUAUAUGGUUAUCACUUGUAUGUUAACACCGAAUAAAAGAAAUGGGAAGGCG